CGGAAGCAGAGGUGUGCGCGCUCUCCGCGAGAACGCGCGCGGACGGGAAGUCGACUCGAAGACGGAAGAAAAGAACGCCGAAAUCAAAAUGGUCAACUUUUAGCCACCGGGUGACAAUUAUACACAAUGUUACAAAGGAAGUUGUGACUUUUUUCCUCCAUCGAUUCAGUGCGCUGAACCAAAGCCACCCCUAGCCAGCGUUGACUUGCACUGCCACACGACCUGGUGACUCCGCCAGUUUUCAAACAGGCGCUUCGCUUUUUUUUUUUUCCCCAGCCCGACCACAAAGUCACUUUUUCUUUUUGACUGGGGUGUUUUUCCAACAACCCCCAAGUAUACUGAAACGCUCACGCUCAGCUUCCUGGCUAAAAGUUUUGCCUUGUGGAGGGGAAAGUUAGUGACCGAGGCCUAGGCGACAGGGGACGUUUACAUGUGUGAAGACCGCGCCGGAGAAGGAACUUACUCGCCACUAACAUGUCGGCCCAGGCUCAGAUGCGAGCGAUGCUGGACCAGCUCAUGGGGACGGGGAGAGACGGAGACUCCAUGAGGCAGAGGAUUAAAUUCUCAGAUGACCGGGUGUGCAAAAGUCACCUUUUGGAUUCCUGCCCUCAUGACAUUCUCUCAGGCACUAGAAUGGACCUCGGCGAGUGUGUCAAAGUCCAUGACCUGGCCCUGAGAGCAGAUUUUGAGAUUGCCUCCAAGGAGCAUGAAUACUUUUUUGAGCUUGAUGCUGCUGAGCACCUUCAGACUUUUAUCGCCGACUGCGACCGCAGGACCGAGCUGGCCAAGAAGCGUUUAGCAGAGACUCAAGAUGAAAUCAGUGCUGAAGUAACAGCAAAGGCCGAACGUGUCCACGAGUUGAACGAAGAGAUCGGGAAGCUGCUUGCCAGCGCCGAGCAGCUGGGAGGCGAGGGCAACGUAGAAGAGGCCCAGCAGUUGCUUGAGAAGGUGGAGAAGACCCGCGCCUUGAAGAAAGAAGCAGAGGAUGUUUACAGAAACUCAAUGCCAGCCUCCAGUUUCCAGCAGCAAAAACUGCGUGUGUGUGAAGUAUGCUCUGCGUACUUGGGGCUCCAUGACAACGAUCGGCGUCUUGCUGACCACUUUGGGGGCAAACUUCACCUGGGCUUCAUUGAAAUUCGCGAGAAAUUGGAAAAGCUCAGGAAAGCAGUGGUGGAGAAACAAGAAACAAUGCGAUCCAGACGCAGAGAGGAACGAGAACGAGAUGACGAACGGGACAGACAGUGGGAGGUGGAACGGGAACGGGAAAGGGAGCGAGAGAAGGAGCGGGAGAGGGAGCGAGAGUGGGAGCGAGAGCGGGAGCGCAGGAGGUCGCGAUCCAGAAGCGGAGAGCGAUACAGAGAUGGAGGCAGUUCGUCCUCCCACCGGUCAAGGCGCCACCGCUCUUCUCGUUCUAGAGAGGAGGGCGGCGACCGGGAUCGGGAGCGAGAGAGGAGGCAUCGGCACAAGGACAGACACCGCUCGCAUUCGCACUCUCACAGACACAAGGGAAAGAGGUCCUCCGGAGAAAGAUCAUCACACACCCGUGACUUUGAGCCCUCGCUGCCCAAGGAGCGGAGUGAGGAGCGCGUCUUGGAUGAGUGGCGUGACAACCGGGCAGAGUUCAAAGACUGGGAGGACCGGGAGAGGUCUACCUCCCCAGACAUGGCGAGGGAGCAGGAGCGGGAGAGAUCUCUGUCCUUGGAGCGGGACCGACAUUCCAGCUCUGAGGAACGGGAGUCGGGAGAGAUUUAAAGACGACAGAGAGGAUCAGGACGGCGCACGUCUCGACGUCAAUCCAUCGUUCAUUGUUCAAGGAUUAGAGAGACAUAAAGGCACGUUCAAAAUGGGCAUGUGUUCAUUAGCAGGGUGGAAAGAUAACACGGGACUCAAGGGAUGUGUUCAGUCUAAAAAAAAA
Syngnathus acus (greater pipefish) is the source of this 1915-nucleotide messenger RNA. RefSeq names its product LUC7 domain-containing protein. Gene Ontology annotation, biological process: mRNA splice site recognition. Gene Ontology annotation, molecular function: mRNA binding. Bases 475 to 1752 code for a protein of 425 amino acids. NCBI's taxonomy places the organism in Eukaryota, Metazoa, Chordata, Actinopteri, Syngnathiformes, Syngnathidae. The transcript is spliced from 10 exons. The record is from RefSeq and is a predicted model, not a curated record. Gene Ontology annotation, cellular component: U2-type prespliceosome; U1 snRNP.